AUGUCUGUCAUGAGUAGCAUAUGCACUAUACUUUUAGGCAUCUUACUCGCCAGUGUACUUACUUCCCUUUUCCCACAGGGUCUGCUAACUAUUCCUUUCCUCGAAUAUAAGAACAAUAAUCUAUCUAUCUAUCUAUCUAUCUAUCUAUCUACCUAUCUAUCUAUCUAUCUAUCUAUCUAUCUCAUUCUGUUCAGAUCUAUCUAUCUAUCUAUCGCAUUUUGUUCAGAUCUAUCUAUCUAUCUAUCUAUCUAUCUAUCGAUAUUAUGUUCUAUCUAUCUCAUUCUAUCUAUCUCAUUUAUUUUCUUCAGAUCUAUCUAUCUAUCUAUCUAUCUAUCUAUCUAUCUAUCUCAUUCUGUUCAGAUCUAUCUAUCUUUCUCAUUCUGUUCAGAUCUAUCUAUCUAUCUAUCUAUCUAUCUCAUUCUGUUCAGGUCUAUCUAUCUAUCGCAUUUUGUUCAGAUCUAUCUAUCUAUCUAUCUAUCUAUCUAUCUAUCUAUCUAUCUAUCUAUCUCAUUCUGUUCAGAUCUAUCUAUCUAUCUAUCUAUCUAUCUAUCUAUCUAUCUAUCUAUCUAUCUCAGUUUGUUAAUAUAUAUCUAUCUAUGCUUGGCCAUAGUUUUUUGCUGGCACUCACCUUCCAAAGUCACUUCAAGAUGA
Acanthosepion pharaonis is the source of this 651-nucleotide messenger RNA. Lineage: Eukaryota; Metazoa; Mollusca; Cephalopoda; Sepiida; Sepiidae. The record is from the annotation of a GenBank genome assembly.